UGACUUUUUGACAGCUGUAUUUUGUAAUUCGGAAAUCACCGACUAAAGUAGUUUUUAGAAAAUAACAAAAAUCAUGUUCGUCGGCGAUUGAUAACAGAAAAACAUAUCCAAAAAACAUUAGAAAUAUAGUUAUUUUUCAUUUUACAAUUUUGAGCUGAAGUGUUAUUUCGAGACGAUAUUAAAUUAUUAAUUAAAGUAAAUAAAAUAUUAACAAUUUUUUAAAUUUAUUUUAAAUUUUCAAAUUCAGAAUGGACGAAGAACAAACUAAAUUAUGUCCGAAUUGUAAACGUGAAAUUCCGAGUACAAACUUCACAAUACAUUCAGUACACUGUGCUCGGAACAUAGGAGUCUGUCCUGUGUGCAAGGAGCCUGUACCAUUAGCUGAUCUGCAGAAGCAUCAUGAUGAACUACAUAAACAGCUUCCGUGUAAGCAGUGUGGGGAUAGUGUCUGCGGAACGGACUUGGAAGACCACAUCAGAGACUCGUGUGCUCAAACCAUCAAAACAUGCAGGUUUUGUGAGUUGGAGUUGCCUCGUCGCGAGCUGCCGCCCCACGAGAACUACUGCGGCGUCCGCACCGAGCAGUGUCCCGACUGCAGGGAGUGGGUCAUGAUCAAAUACAGGCAGCUGCAUCUGGACUCCAACCACGGCUUCAUCAGACUUGACGACGACCCUCCCCCUGCCUCGAGGCUAUUGCCCAGGUUGCCCAGCACCAGGCCGAGCGCGGGUCCCGCCAACGGCGCCGCGCGGGUCUCCAUAUUCGACAACUACGUGAAGAACAUUAAUCUCGGCACCGGGGACUGCGAGAGCGCGGGACCAGUCCCCGGUGGCUCCGGGGCGAAGGCUCCCUUCAAGAGGAAAAACGAUCAGCCUCAGAUCAACACCACCGUGGAGACCACCAAUAAAGUGUGGAAGGAUCUCUCCAUAUCCCGGGGGGCAGUGAAGAAGCGUCCCGCGCCCGCGCCCCCCGCCCGCGUCGCCCCCCCGCCCGCGCCCCCCUACCUGUGCGCGGUGCAGAGACAGCAGCGCGAGCUGGCCGACAGGGAGGAACAGAACGCUAUCAACUUCGCAGCCGGGCUGCCCCCGGUGUCCAGCGCGGCUGCGAGAGUAGACAAAUUGCGGGCCCUGGACGCUCUGCUCAACCGUGAGAAUAACAACGUGGAGCUCCGCAACCGCGACCCCCGCCCCCGGCCCCCCGCCGCCUGUGCGUCCCCCGCCCCCUGCGCGCCCCCUGUCCCCUGCGCGCCCCCGGGCGUCAAGAACACGAACUCGUUCGUUUCGCACAACUUCAGUCCUAAACAUUUGAAUUUCGCGCAAACUUCAGCACCUCGACUGGAAAAACAAUUGAACGUGUCUCGAAAUACACCGGGCCCCCCGUCUGGCGACGCGGGCGGCUCUAGACCGCCACUCAGCCUUAACCUCCCCAGCGCCGGCCGCGGGCGGGGGCCGACCUCAAACGGCUUCACACCGAAUGUACCUGCAGCGACGCACAAAGUCUCGAAUGUGACCCAAACGAUUCCAACAGCCGCAGCCGGUCCUUCGUGUCCCGUACCUGGGACGGCCCGCUAUGUACCAGGCGCAACGUCCAACGGGUCACUAACGAUCAAAAACACGAAUUUAACCGGGAACGAUCCGCUAGAAGUGGAGCGGAGGCGGCAAGAGUUCCAGGACCUCAAACCCAUGACACCUGAGGAGUUCAUGGAGAGAUUCAAGAGGUUUCGCAUGAGGGACGAAGAGAACGCGACCAAGAGCGAGGACAGGAUGAGCGAGAUCAAGUCCUCUCUGAGGGAGCUGCGGAGGGAGCUGAACGAGGUCACGGCGCCGUACAACGCGCCCCCCGCGCCCCCCGGCCUCGGCGGCGCCGCCCCGCCCUCCCCCCCGCGCUCCCCCCCGCUGUCCCCCCCGGACGACGUGGAGCUGCCCUGCGAGUUCUGCGCGGCGCCGGUGCCUAUGAACCAGCUCGUGCUGCACCAGACCGGCUGCCGCCCGGACCUGGCCCAGCUGGUGCGGCGCGCGCCGGUCCGGGCCGAGCCGCGCCGGGACGAGCCCGUGAUCCCGUGCGAGUUCUGCACGGAGUCGCUGCCGGUCUACCUCAUCAGCGAACAUCAGGAGCGCUGCGGCCGCGACGCCGACCUCAUGUACCCGGACUAGUCACCGCGCAAUGUACUGCGAACACUUCUAGUCUUCCCUUGUCUAUGGUCAAUGUUUGUCCUUCGAGCCGCCCCGCUCUGGCUGUGUACAGUCGCCAAGCAAACACUUAGUUCGUACUAAACUUGAAGACGCUUCAGAAUAGAAGUCCAGUAGGAAAAAAAAACAUCUUAAAAUAGCAGCCUUCAAAAAUGUCAAUAUUUUGUUUGUAGUACAUUGCGUGUCGUUGAUGCGAGUGAAUUCUUGUACGUUUGUUCAAAUCAAAUCAAAUCAUUGACGUGCUUGAGCUGCGUUACGAAAAAUCACGGCUGUAAUAGUAUACGAUGGUAAGCGAACAAAACGACAGCACAGACAUAUACAUAUAUAAUAAUAUGUCAUGUG
This is a messenger RNA of Bombyx mandarina (wild silkworm), 2528 nucleotides long. RefSeq lists its product as uncharacterized. Gene Ontology annotation, cellular component: mitochondrion. Gene Ontology annotation, molecular function: zinc ion binding. NCBI's taxonomy places the organism in Eukaryota, Metazoa, Arthropoda, Insecta, Lepidoptera, Bombycidae. The record is from RefSeq and is a predicted model, not a curated record.